CGCCGUUUUCAAACAGAAUAGAAACACAAUGGCUGCAACACAUGACUUGACGAUGAAGAUGAUUCCCUUCUUGGAUCGUCAUCUUGUUUUUCCUCUUAUAGAAUUCCUUGAAUUAAAGGAAGUUUAUGUUGCUGAAGAUUUACUCAAAGCCAAAUACGAUUUAUUCAAAAAUUCAAACAUGGUUGACUUCGUUGUUGACCUUUACAAAAAAUUGAACAAGACUGAGGAAACUCCCAAGGAAUUUGCCGAAAAGAGAGAAAGCGUUUUGGCUCGAAUGGAAGAUUUAAGAACAAAAGCUCAAAAGGUGAUGGAAGUUCUUCAGAAGCCUGAAGUCAUUGCUGUUCUCCGUCAAGAUAAAGCAGAAAGCAUUCAGUAUUUAAAGGAUAACUAUCAAUUUACUGAUGAUUCUAUCAACAUUUUAUACGAAUUCGGUCAAUUCCAAUACAAUUGUGGUGAUUAUGGAGGAGCCGCUGAUUAUCUUUACCAUUAUCGUGUUUUGUCUUCUGAUCCCGAACGUUCUCUUUCUGCCACUUGGGGAAAGAUGGCUGCAGAAAUCUUGACAGGUAACUGGGAUGGUGCAUUAGAAGAAAUUCAAAAGUUGAGAGAAGCUAUUGAUCAAAAGAGCUUUAUAUCACCUCUCCAACAACUUCAACAACGUACUUGGCUUCUCCACUGGUCUCUUUUUGUUUUCUUCAAUCACCCCAAGGGCCGUGAUUGUAUGGUUGAUAUGUUCCUUACACCUCAAUACAUCAACACUAUCCAAACCUCUUGCCCUUGGGUUUUGCGUUAUCUCACAACAGCUGUUGUUACAAAUAAGCGCAGAAAGCACCAGAUGAAAGAAUUAGUUAAAAUCAUUGAACAAGAAUCUUAUGAAUACCAAGAUCCCGUCACUCAAUUUGUAGAGGCGCUUUUCGUACACUUUGACUUUGAAGGCGCACAAAAGAAAUUAAAAGAAUGUGAAGAUGUACUGAUGAACGACUUCUUUUUGGCUGCUACUCAAGAAGAUUUUAUGGAAAGCGCGAGACAAUUCAUCUCUGAGACAUAUUGUAGAAUUCAUCAAAAGAUUGACAUCAAGCAAAUGUCACAAAGAUUGAACUUGAGUCAAGAAGAAGGUGAAAAGUGGAUUGUUAACUUGAUUAGAGAUACACGCGUUGAUGCAAAGAUUGACUUUGAAGAAAAUACUGUCAUCAUGAACACACCUAUUACAUCUGUAUAUCAGCAAGUUAUCGAACGUACAAAGACACUCUCUUUCCGAUCACAAGUGCUUGCAUCUACCAUCAAAAGACGAGAAGUUCAAGUUGCAAAUAACUCAAACGAAGUUUCAGCUUAAAAGUUUUCUAUUGUUUGUUAAAUUAAAAAGACUCUUGGUUUUUUUUUCUGCGAAAAAGAAAGUAAUUGCUUUUAUGAAAUGACUGUAACUUGUAACAUUAAAAAGGAGAAGAAGGGCAUUUGGAUCUCCUAUCACCCCCCACACUGUUCUUUGUUUUAUCCCCCAAGUGAGAUUGAUCAUAUGACAAAUCCAUUUACUUAUUUAAACAGACGUACUCAGAUUCAC
Rhizopus microsporus ATCC 52813 is the source of this 1555-nucleotide messenger RNA. Its product is annotated as eukaryotic translation initiation factor 3 subunit 6. Gene Ontology annotation, biological process: translational initiation. The transcript has 7 exons. Bases 29 to 1330 code for a protein of 433 amino acids. The record is from RefSeq and is a predicted model, not a curated record. Gene Ontology annotation, molecular function: protein binding; translation initiation factor activity. NCBI's taxonomy places the organism in Eukaryota, Fungi, Mucoromycota, Mucoromycetes, Mucorales, Rhizopodaceae. Gene Ontology annotation, cellular component: nucleus; cytoplasm; eukaryotic translation initiation factor 3 complex.